Molecule: messenger RNA, 447 nt
Organism: Pyricularia pennisetigena
Lineage: Eukaryota; Fungi; Ascomycota; Sordariomycetes; Magnaporthales; Pyriculariaceae
Exons: 2
Coding region: 1-447 (148 amino acids)
Source: RefSeq, a predicted model, not a curated record
AUGCAUCCAUUCGGCAAGCUACUGAGUACUGCUGGACAGCACAGCCAAGUGCACACAGGGAAGCUCAAGUCUGGGGCAAAACGCGGAGAGCUUUCAAAGCUAAACCCGAUUGACACAAAGCUCCCCCAACUCCGCUUCAAGCCUCCGCUCGUCCUCCCGCCUUUCUACUUGUGGUCGCGUGCUCGUCUUGCUCUUGCUACCUCCGUUUUGCCUGCCCCCAAAGGUCCCAACAACUUUCUGCCGCCCGAUCAAUUCCGAUUCAAAAUAUGCGGUGAACUGCCAACAAACCGAAACCGCCGGGUCGUCGCCGUCGCAGCUUCAGCCGCCGCUGUUGGCAUGGUCAUCAAGCUUCGCGCCGAUGCUCUGAAGAAGAACGAGAUGGCACAGAAGAACUCGGCAGUUCCCAAUUUCUACGUCAGCGUUGAGCGGAGCGGUGGCGGCAUCUGA